GCAGCGACCGGGGGUUGUUCCCUCUUCGGCUUCCGUAGAGGAGGUCGGGCGGACCUUCGUCCGGGGUUUCGGUGCCCCCCCUUCCCCUUCCCCGGGGUCCGGGGGUGACAUUGCACCGCGCCCCUCGUGGGGUUGCGUCGCCGCCCCACGCGGACUCCCCCCCGGCGCGCUGCUCCCACUCGCCUCCCUUGGCCGGGGCUCCCUCCCGCCCCCAGCUGCCCAGUCAUGGGGGCUGCUGUGUUUUUCGGAUGCACCUUCGUCGCGUUCGGCCCAGCCUUCGCCCUUUUCCUGAUCACUGUGGCCGGAGACCCGCUUCGGGUGAUCAUCCUGGUCGCGGGAGCCUUUUUCUGGCUGGUCUCCCUGCUCUUGGCCUCUGUGGUCUGGUUCGUCUUGGUCCAUGUGACAGACCGAUCAGAUGCCCGGCUCCAGUAUGGCCUCCUGAUUUUUGGUGCUGCUGUGUCUGUGCUUCUACAGGAAGUGUUCCGCUUUGCCUACUACAAGCUCCUUAAGAAGGCAGAUGAGGGCCUAGCAUCGCUGAGUGAGGAUGGACGAUCACCCAUUUCCAUCCGCCAGAUGGCCUAUGUUUCUGGUCUGUCCUUCGGUAUCAUCAGUGGUGUCUUCUCUGUUAUCAAUAUUUUGGCCGAUGCACUUGGGCCAGGUGUGGUUGGGAUCCAUGGAGACUCACCCUAUUACUUCCUGACUUCAGCCUUUCUGACAGCAGCCAUUAUCCUGCUCCACACCUUUUGGGGAGUUGUGUUCUUUGAUGCCUGCGAGAGGAGACGGUACUGGGCUUUGGGCCUGGUAGUUGGGAGUCACCUGCUGACGUCAGGACUGACAUUCCUGAACCCUUGGUAUGAGGCCAGCCUGCUGCCGAUCUAUGUAGUCACUGUGUCCAUGGGGCUCUGGGCGUUCAUCACAGCUGGAGGCUCCCUCCGAAGUAUCCAGCGCAGUCUCUCGUGCCGACGGCAGGAGGACAGUCGGGUGAUGGUGUAUUCUGCCCUGCGCAUCCCACCCGAGGACUGAGGGAGCAUGGGGGGGACCCCUGGGCCUGGGGUGCCCUCCCGACCUCCUCCUGUAUUUCUCCAUCUCCAGUUCUGGACAGUGCAGGUUGCCAAGAAAAGGGACCUAGGUUAGCCAUGGCCCUGGUGACGAAGUUACCGGAGGCCCAAUGGUAGAUGAGUUCAGUUUUCCAGUAUCUCCUGCCCAAACUGGACAGCUUGGUCUUUUUCUCAGGUCUGAAAGGAACCAUUUUUGGUAUGAUAAUGACCCCAGAAAUGCCUUUUUUUUUUUUUUUUUAAAGUGUGGGGGGGAGGCGGUAUACUGGGAGCUUCCUAACCUCCUGUGGGCUGUACUUUUGCUCCAGAAACUUCUGAUCAUGGCUCAUUUCUAUCCCACUUUCCCCUUGGUCCCAGGCCCUGGGGAAAAGGAAGGAAGUGCAUGUUUGGGAACUGGUACCACUGGAACUCAUGUUUUAACGUCCGUGACCAUCAGCACCCCUCCUCUCCCCAAGGUGAAGUGGAGGGUGCUAUGGGGGUUGGUCUAUUCCAUGGCAGCGCCCCUGGAGGAGUCAGGCGACCAUGGCAUUGCAGGCCAAGAGGGCAGACAUUUUUUCUAGUUUUUAAUUGGGGUGUGGGUGGGCGGGGGAGGUUUUCUAUCACGUGUCAUUUUUCUGCUGAGGGUGGGAUAUCCCAUCCUUUUAAUCAAAGUGAUUGUGAUUUUGACUAAUAAAAAGGACUUUAUAAUUGUGGGGGAACUUGGCUUUCAAGAGAGGGGAUAAUGGAUUGAGAUUUCUAGCCCCUGGUGGCUCUGUCCAUCCUCCUCCCUGGCCUGGCAACCGGUGUUCACCAUGGCAGCUUUGGUGUAGUAUCAGAAGCAUCGGUUGGUGGUUUAACGUGUAGAAACUGAGUUAAUUUUUGCCAGAAGUAGAUUCCCCCUGGGAAUAGGAUACAAGGAGUUAAUCCCCCAGUUUUCUUCUCUGUGUCUGUCUCUACCACCCAGAAGACAGAGGAACUCUCCCACAAAGGCACAAAAGACAGACCAGAAUUAAGGUCAGAAACUUGAGUUUUCAAACAUUAUUGAGCAAAAAAAAUAACUAAAAUCCUAGUAGCAGCUUUUUUUCCUAGAGGAAAAAAAAAUCCACGAUGUGUAUCUAGGGGAGGGGCCGUGAAAGUGUAAGGGGAGGGAUAUCAGGGCCUAUCCUCCGCUUCUUCAUAGCUAAACAUUAAAACAGGGAUCUCCUGACCUUCGUUGUUGAAAGGCCAAAGGCUCCGCUCUUCCUUGCAGAGCUGGGUCCUUGCUUCUCUGGUGUAUGAGUGGGGAGGUGGUAUGUAGAAGGGCAUGUGUCUGCCUACUACUGGUAGUUCAGUCCUUGCACCCCCUUAGAGAGGCUCUCUAACAGGUAUAAGGGGAAGGCGUCCGUGGCAUCUUGAGACAGCUUACGCCUCUGUGGCAGCCCGUGCUGAGGUGAAGACCACACUCUUCCUGUUCCCUAGCCUCUUCUUCCUGGAAGGAUAAAUAGUGGUUUAUGGGAGAGACUAUUGUCCCAAGUGAAGAUUGGACAGGAAAUAAGUAUCUAAUUAUGACCCUAAAUUUUCUCCUUCCUUCCCCUUCUGAGUAUUGGGAUUACAAGUGUGUGCCAGCAUGCCAGGUUUAAUGUGGUGCUAGGGGUCAAACCCAGGGCUUCGUGCAUGCUAGGCAAGCACUCCACCAGCUGAGCCAUAGCUCCAGAGACAUUUUUUAUUUAUUUUUUUUUUGAGACAGGGUGUCUUUCUAUGUAGCUCUGGCUGUCUUGGAACUCACUCUGUAGACCAGGCUGGCCUUGAACUCACAGAGAUCCUUCUGCUUCUGCCUCCCAAGUGUUGGGAUUAAAGGUGUGCACUACCAUACCCGG
Molecule: messenger RNA, 2890 nt
Organism: Peromyscus eremicus (cactus mouse)
Lineage: Eukaryota; Metazoa; Chordata; Mammalia; Rodentia; Cricetidae
Gene: Aph1a
Product: aph-1 homolog A, gamma-secretase subunit
Exons: 7
Coding region: 226-1023 (265 amino acids)
Biological process (GO): Notch receptor processing; Notch signaling pathway; positive regulation of catalytic activity
Cellular component (GO): endoplasmic reticulum; gamma-secretase complex; membrane
Molecular function (GO): protein-macromolecule adaptor activity
Source: RefSeq, a predicted model, not a curated record